This is a messenger RNA of Drosophila teissieri, 38487 nucleotides long. RefSeq names its product nesprin-1 (gene Msp300). The coding region runs from base 149 to 37201 and encodes 12350 amino acids. Gene Ontology annotation, cellular component: cytoplasm; nuclear outer membrane; meiotic nuclear membrane microtubule tethering complex. Lineage: Eukaryota; Metazoa; Arthropoda; Insecta; Diptera; Drosophilidae. The transcript is spliced from 27 exons. Gene Ontology annotation, biological process: nuclear migration. The record is from RefSeq and is a predicted model, not a curated record. Gene Ontology annotation, molecular function: actin filament binding.
CAUUUGGUGGAAAGCCGAAAAAGGAGAGAAAAGUGGUGGAGCGAGGGAAAAAGGACACGAAGUAAAGGCUGGAUUUUUUGGCUGCGAAAAACUCGUGACCGAUGACAAUUUGGAUUGACGAGGGUCUAUUAGCGAAAUCAAUGCCAUUAUGGCUGAUACCGGAGGACCAGGAUCCAAGCACAUGGAUCCAACAACCAUAGAUGCCGGCGGGGGAGAAGCAGGAGCAACCGGAGCAGCCGGAGGCGAUGACGUGCCUCCAGUCCCAGCUGUUCGCCGGCGUCGUGCGCAUGAGCAGAAAUCCUCGAGAGAGCAGGUGCUGGAGGAGGAGGAGAGCCAACAGCUGGAGACAUCGACGGUGACGAGGACCUACAUGAAGACCAUCACCACCUCCCUCACCACCUCGAGUAGCUCCAAUGUGGAGGAGUUUAUCCUGGGGGAGCAUGCAGCAGGAGCAGGUGCAGUAGCAGCUGCUGCUCCAUCGCCCAACCAGCAGAGAUUGCGUCAAAAGGUGGCCCAGUACGAGAAGGUCUGGUCAGAUGGCUCCAGUGCCGUGAAGCGACCAGCCGAGCAGAACUCUGACGAGCUGCGUCUGGCCGACGACCUGGAUGAGUACGAUGCCGAGAAUCCAUUCGAGAUCGAUGUCCAUGAGAUUGAACGCCGGCUGCGCCAGGAGAGGCAACGUGGCAUGGCAGAGGCUGAGGCAGCCAAGCUGGCCUUUCAGCAGGUCCAGCUGCGGCACACCACUCCUCCGCGGCGUGUGGAGGUGACCAGUGACCAGGUGGCGAGUCCCUUCAAUGUGACCCUGCGCACCACCAGUCGCAUGAGUCCCGGUGCCGAGCGCGGAAAUGUGGAGGAACACCUGGCGCCGUUCAAUGUGACCCUUAGGACCACUCGAAGGAACAAGAGGAAGGAGUUCAAGGAGCUGGAAAGUUUCCUGGAGGGCGAACGUACCGUAAGGGAGGUUCCAUCUGCGGACGGUGUGAGGACCAUCAUCACCUCGUCGAUGACCAGCGAUGGCGGCUAUGCCGAGGAGAAGAUCUAUCGCCACGGCGAGGGCUAUGUAUCGCCCAGGGAUUCGCCGUCCUGGUCGCGUUCCAGUUACUCCAGCGAGCGAUCCAGUGUUACGCCGCCGCGGAGCGUGGAUCUAACCGCCGGCGGACGAAGGAUUCUGAUCAAACUGGAGCAGGAAAGCGAACUAACCGAGGAUAACCAGGCGAGGGACGAGACCGACCUGUCGUUCGGUCGGCAGGAAGUGGCCAUGGCAACCGGCAACAUUGACAUUACCGUCGGUGGUAGCAACCCCCGCCGGCGUUUGUACCAGCAAACAACUGUCCAGGUGGGUGGCGGCAACCGCACCAGCCCCCAGGAUUUAACACCCCAAAGACCAAGGGACUUAGACCUGGCCGGCGCCGCCACGAAGACAAUGCUAACAUCCACGCCAAUUGGCACGAAGGAGCAACCACAAACGUGUCCGAAAACUCUAGUUAGUCAAGCUGCAACGUGCCAAUUGCGCGGUUCUUCGACGGAAGAGCCCCGGAAAAUUGUAAGCCACAAAACGAUAACCAGCACAACGACCAAGUCCACCUCAUCCUCAUCAUCGACCUCGACCUCCGCCACCUCCUCCACGUCCACGUCGCGUAAAUUAAUCGAAACGUCGCCGGUGGUCGUCGGAAAUAUCGCGCACAUACGCACCGGGAAAUCCAACGCCAGUGACAACGAUAUCGACAUCGAUAACGAUUCGGACACGGAGGGCAGACCCGCCAGCAGUAUAGUGAUUGUGUCCACGCCCACGCGUCCCACCACUCCGGCAUCCGCAACCGCAUCCGCGACCGCAGUAACCCCAUCCGCAUCCAUAUCCGCGUCAGCUGCCCACGCCCUCAGUGGCAUCGGCACUUUCAGCAAGAGUCUGCGCCAGGAUUAUCAGACUCUGGCAACGCAAAGUGGCCGCAGCAACGAAUCACCCAGCGACCAGGAAUACCAGGAGUUCCAGUCCACCAUGGCGUCCAUCAAUUACGCCCGCAGCAAUUCCCAGUACGACAGCCAUAUCAAGGAGAAACGAGAGGAGCAAGAACGUGUGCAGAAGAAGACAUUCACUAAUUGGAUUAAUUCAUACCUAUUGAAGCGUGUUCCACCGCUUCGCAUCGAUGACUUAAUCAAUGACUUACGCGAUGGUACGAAACUAAUCGCAUUGCUGGAAGUUCUGUCCGGAGAACGUUUGCCCGUGGAGAAGGGUCGCGUUCUAAGACGUCCACAUUUCCUCAGCAAUGCCAACACGGCCCUGCAAUUUCUGGCCAGCAAACGGAUCAAGUUGGUCAAUAUCAAUCCCGCAGAUCUGGUGGAUGGGAGACCACCAGUUGUGUUGGGCUUGAUAUGGACGAUCAUCUUGUACUUCCAGAUCGAGGAGAACAGCCGCAACCUAGAGUAUUUGGGUCAUGGUAUUGGCGGUUCGGUUAGUUCCCUCGACAGUGUUGGCAACCAGAAGCACGGCGAUCUGAAGGCUGAGAAGUGGAAGCAGGGUGCCAGGAAGACCCUGCUCAACUGGGUGACCAAUGCCUUGCCAAAGGACAGUGGUGUGGAGGUGAAGGAUUUCGGCGCUAGCUGGAGAGAUGGCGUCGCUUUCCUGGCCCUCAUCGAUGCCAUCAAGGCGAACCUGGUCAACUUAGCUGAGCUGAAGAAGACCAGCAACCGUCAGCGUCUGGAGACCGCUUUCGAUGUGGCCGAAAGCAAAUUGGGCAUUGCCAAGCUCCUGGACGCUGAGGAUGUGGACGUACCCAAGCCGGACGAGAAGAGUAUCAUGACAUAUGUGGCGCAAUUUUUGCACAAGUAUCCCGAACCAAAGGGUGCUUCCCGCGACCAGUCGCAUGUGCAGCAGGAGGCGGACGAACUGCGUCGCUUCCUGGUGGAGAAGACCACUGAGUACGAGCCCAUGGUCAUGAUGAGCUCGUUCCCACGCGAUUUUGGUGAAUAUUUACUGGCACGUUCUGAGGUCGAUGCACAUUUGGCGGCCUACAACCGCUUGAAGCAGCUCAUUGAGAGCCAGAGCGGAUUCCUGCAGGUGUCCCGCCAAUCCUGGGAGGAGAUCAACGAGCUGUGGCAGCGCCUCCAGUACCAGAUGAUGUACUGGCUCUGGCUGCUGGAUUCGGAGCUGCCCGGCGACUUUGGCACCGUUGGCAAAUGGUUAGCUGAAGCUGAGAAAUUAUUAAUGGACAACGAUAUACCCAAUGCAAUGAAUGAGGAGACGGCCGCAGUGAUCAGCAGGAAGCUGGAGGAGCACAAGCUCUUCUUUGCCGAUUUGCCUCGCAUAUUGGCCAUGUUUGACAAUGCCAAGCGGUCACCACUGGCCCAGCAGAUUCCACUGGAGCAGUUGCGCAACAUGGAGCGUCGACUGCAAGAGGUCGGACCAAAGGCAGCGGAGCGAAGGAUUCGUUUGAAGUUCCUGGAGCACAAGUGCUGUUUGAUUGCCUUCCUCAAUCUGGUGGAGAACAAGAUGCGCGGAUGGACUGGAAAGUAUGGUCACGAGGAGAAGGUGGCCCAACAGCUGGAGCAGUACAAGAACUUUGUGUCGCGCAACAAGAUCUUCCAGGAGUUCCAGAAGGCCUUUGUCGAUAUGCAACAGGUGGUGGAGGAGUACAAGCGCGAUGGCAAUGUCCCGCGCAAGGAGAUCAACGACAUCGAUCGCUUCAUGUACGAAACCGAGGAGCGCUGGAAACGCGUCUCCAUGGAACUGAAGUGCUGCCAGAACUCCCUGGAGGAAGUGGUCAACUGCUGGCGCAGCUGGAACCAAUUGGCCCCCACUUGCGAGGAGUGGCUGCAGCUGGCUGAGCAAAAGGUCAACCAAAGCGAGGACGAUCGUCUGGACUUCUUUCAGGAUAUACCCGUUUGGAAGGACAAGUUCGAUGCCCUUGCCAGCUCUGCUAACUAUCUGAUUGCCUCCUGCGAGGAGCCCAUAGCCCAGCAACUGCGUCAGCGACACGGAGCUCUCUCUGAGCGAUUCGAGCGGCUGUUUGCCAACACCAAGCAGUAUAUGCAUGCUGGUGACAUUAUCCGUUCCCGACAGGAGUACAAGUCGGGCAUAGAGCAGCUGUCCAGAUGGCUGCGAGGAGCCGAAAGCGUUCUGGACCAGCGACAAGUCCUUGGCAACAGUGAGCAAGUCAAGCAGUAUGGCCAGCAGUUACAGCAAUUGGCCAGCGAAAUCGAUGACAACGAGGAGCUCUUCAAGACCAUCAGCAGGAACUUCCAGUCUCUGAUCCAAGACCUUUCACGCGACGAGGUGGACAAGAUGAUGAAGCUACUCAAGCAAGAGAAGGAAUCGCUGGUGCGCAUACGUGCUCAGUUGCCUGCCAAGCUGCAUCUGUUCCACCAGCUUCAGAUCCAACAGGAAUCGCUGGAGGCUGGACAAAAGGAGAUUCACCAGUGGCUGAGUGAGGCCGAACAGCUCCUGGGAACGCAUAAUCUCUCCGGAGGUCGUGAUGCCAUCAAUGAGCAACUGCACAAACACAAGACCUACUUCUCGCGCACUGUCUACUACCGAUCCAUGCUGGAGAGCAAGAACAAGGUGUUCCAGAAUCUCCUGAAGGCUGUAUCCUCCGAUGACAAGAUCGACACUGCCCCAGCAUCCCAGCAAAUGCAACAGCUGAACGAGCGCUUCAACUAUGUGAUCCAGAAUGCCCAGCAAUGGGAACAGCGCCUGGAUUCGGCAGCCGGUGGAUGGAGCAACUUCAAGGAGAACGAGCGUGUGGUCAGCGAAUGGCUAACCCAGGCUGAGUCCAUGUUGGUGGAGAAGCACAUCGAGUCCAAGACCACAAUCGAGACGCAGAAGUACUUCUUUGAGCAGGUCAACGAUCGCUGGAUGAAUGACCUGGUGCAGUCGGCUCAACAGCUUCUGACCACAUUGCCCGCCCAGGAGCAACCUGCGGUGGUGCACAGUGUGGAGCAGUUGCAGUCCCGCUGGAAGAAUGUCUUGUCCCAGGCUCCUUUGCAUCUACUGAAACUGGAAUUUAGACUGGAUGAGAAUGCAUUCUAUCAGUCUCUGAAGGAUGUGGAGAAGGAGUUGCAGCUGGAGCAGCAGGCCCUCAAUCGCAAUGAGGAUGUGGACUCCAUACUGCAGCGCAACCAACAGUUCCUUCUGCAACAGGAUGUCGUUCCUCGCCUGGAGCGAUGCCUCCAAAACAUGCAACGUUUGGCCCAGGCCCACAGGCAACAACAGCCCGGUGACAUUAGUCUGGACCAGGCCUACGACAAUGCCAAGUCCCAGUGGCAACUAUUGUCCAAUAAAUUGGGCGAUAUGCGUCAAACUUUGCAGCAAAUCCCGGCCCAAUGGCAGGGCUAUCAUCUGAAGUUCAACGACAUGGUCGAUUGGAUGAACGGCGUGGAUCAGAGCCUAAAGAAUAUUGUGAACGAAGUGAAUACCAUGGAGGAAUUCGAAAAGGAGAAGGUGGUUUUCCAGAAAAUCUGCCAAGAUGCUGACAACAAACGCGAGGACAUGAAAUGGUUGGUCAAGACCCUGGACUCUCUGCUUAGUUACGCCACCGAAGAUGAGGCCAAUCUGGAGCAGAAGAAACUGGAGGAUCUGAUCGCCCGUUACAAGAACCUCAUCCCUACUAUUGAAAUCACGAUGGUCAAGACGGAAGUUUUCUCCAAGUGCUACACAUACCGCAGAGAAGUGCACGAGGUUGUGUGUCUGCUGAGCAAGGUCAAGGAUCAGACUGCCAAUAUACCAGCUCCCGAUAGCCUGGAACGUGUGAAUCGCCUGAUUGAGGAGCAGCAGUAUGCCGUCAACCAACUGGAUCACCAGCGUCCGCAUAUCAUGUCCAUGCUGCAAAGAGGACGUGAUCUCAUCAAGGAUGUCCAUGCCCCGGCCUUUGUGAAUGCCGAGGUCAAGAAUCUGGAGACUGGAUGGAAUCAGGCGUACACAGAAACCUCUGACAAACUGCAGGCCCUCAAGGGCACCCAGGCUGUUUGGAGCGAGUUUGUGGACCAGAAGAACGAUAUCUUCUCCAUGCUCCAAACUGCGGAGACGGAGCUGCGUUCUCUGACACCACUGCAAACCGAUCCCAAGAAUGUCAGUCAAGACCUAAAGUCCAAGAGAGAUCUUAACGUACAACUGCAGCAGGCUUCCCAUCAACUGCUGCCCAAGUUGCAUGCUCUCAAAUCGGAACUGGCUCCUCUGGCCGCUGCCGACAAGCGUCCCAUCCUAGAGAAGGAAGUGACCGAGGUGGAGAAGAUGUUCUUCAACACCAUGGAGCACGUGAAGGACCGCGUCGGCUAUCUGGAGGACUACAGUGCCAAGUGGAAUAACUACAAGACCCGUCUCGCUGAACUGCAGGAAUGGGCCAACAAAGUGGCCCCCAAGAACAUUGAGGCCCUUCAAUCGGAGGACCUCACACCGGAGGAGCGUGUGGUCAAGGUGCAGGCCUUCAAGCGUAUCCUUGGGGAUCGCAUGAAGCAACUGGAUCUUCUGGCCGCCGAUGCCUCCGAGUUGGCGCCCAAGGAGGGCAACAUUGCCGAGGCCAAGCGACUGAAGGGCGAGAUCACCAAGCUGCAGGAGGUCCUCAGUGCCAUCAAUCGCAACGUGGACCACCAGGCACAGGCUGUGCAGGAGGAUCUUGUCAACUGGCAGCAGUUCCAGGCCGGUCUGCAGCAAAUCAAGCCAGCCGUGGAGCAAAGCGAAGUCAAGGUAAAUAAUGUAGUUUCUAAGCCCAUCUCCCUCGAAGAAGCCGUUGCCAUGCAACAGAAUGCCCAACAAUUCGAGACACAGUGCCAGGAGCAAUUGGACAAGCUCCAUGGCAUAUCAAACAUCAGUCAUAAAAUGUUAUGUAAGACCAAUGCCCCCGACGAAUUGGACGCCAUGCACUCGCGUUGGACUGCCGUCCACGAGAACGCGAAGCAGGCGAGCGCCAAGCUCGAGAAGUUGGUGGCCAAUUGGAAGUCGUUCGACGCCGAUGCCGCCAAGCUCGAGGAUUGGGUUGGACAGGGUGAGCAACUAAUGUCCCGCCGUCCAGCUGUCCUCAACACGCCGCACAUUGACAAGCUCGAAAAGGAGCUGGUCAAGCUGAAGUCGUUCAACAACGAGAUCUCGCAGCAACAGGCCAAGCUGGUGACUCUGGGUCAAAAUGCCGAUCAAAUCAGUUUGCACUUGGCUCCUGAAGGAGCCGCUGCUUUGAAGGAUCGUGUAAAUCAAAUGAAGGGCAAGUUGCAGAAGCUUUCGGAAGCCACUCGUGGUCACAUCAACGAAGUGUCUGACGCCAUUAUCUCCAGGCAGGACUUCAAUGCCAAGUUGGUGAACUUUUCCAACUGGAUGGAACAGCUUCGCAACCAGGUCACUCAGGUGGAGGAGAUCAACCCGGAGCGGGUGGAAACCAGUCUCCAUGUCAUCCACGCGCUACUGCAGGAGCAUGCCGAUAAGAAGCCAAGUUUCAAUGCCAUAUAUGAUGAGGUCAAGCAAUUGGCCUUGGGAGCCACUCCCGAGGAGUCGAAUGCUCUGAAUGAUGCGUACACCGCUUUGGUGGUGAACUAUCAGAACCUCGAGACUAACAUGCUGCAGAAGAAGGCGGCUCUGGAGAAGUGGACCGAGCUGCUGGGCUGGAAGAAUGACACUGAAUCGCAUUUGAACUAUCUCAAGCAUCAGCUGGACAAACCGGAAGGACCUGCUGCCGAGGAGCUGUCCAAGGUCAUUGAUGAGAUCGAUAAUUUGGGCCAGGGUAUUGGGUACUGGAAGGGUCAGGCUAAGGAGAUCGACGAAAACCCGGCCAUCCAGUUGAGGGAUGCACUGUCUCGUCGUCCACUGAUUGCCACCCAAAUCGUGAACGAUGUUGAGAAUAAACUAGAGAAUCUUAAACUUCGCUCGCAGAACCAACAACAGCAAAUCCAGCAGAUGACCGUGCGCAAAGACAAGUUCCAUGCCCUGGAGCACAACUUUGGUCAGGCACUUCAGGAAAAUCGCGCUAAACUGGAUGAGAUCCUCAGCCAGCAUCCGACUUUAAAUAACAUCGAUCAAAUCAUUGCCGAUUUGGUCGCUCUGAAUGAUGCCCUGAAGUACCAAGCCGAUCUGAAGAAUCGCAUUCAUGACGAAGGUUCACUGCUGAUGCGUGAGGAUAUUGCUAGCAUGCCCGCCAUUCAGGAGAGCCUUCUUGUCAUGGAUAAGAACUACGAUUCUCUGCAGAAUGAAAUAGCUGAUCGCAUUCAGAAGUACAACCUGAUCAGUCAGGCCUUGAGGGAAUAUGCCGAUUCCAAGGACAAGUUCUCCAAGGAGCUUAAGAAGGCAGAAGAUCUUUUCAAUGCUAUACCUCAACAGCCGCGUGAUGAAACCGAGCUCCAUCAAGCUUCUGAGAAGACCAGGAAGACAAUGGAGCAGUUGCGUAAGUCCAAGCUCAGCUUGGAUGAACUGGAGCGUCGGGGCAACAAUGUGGGCAAACUUUUCAGUGCCAUUGGAGAACCCAUUCCACAGGAAGUGCCACAGGAGGUCACAGCUGCCAAGCAACACUGGCAGGAUCUGCACGAUAAAACUGCCAAGAAUGCCCAUGUGUACGAGACGGAAGCUGUUAUUUGGUCACAGAUCGAAGAUGCCAAGAAGGAUCUGCUUCCCUGGUUGUCCGAAACGAAUCAGGGACUCUGUGAUGCUGCGGAUAACUCAAUCGAAAUUGAGUUUGGACCCAUGCGUCUGAGCAAGUAUCGCACAGAGUUACCUUCCUAUCAGGCUCUAAAGGACUCGAUUGUGGAGAAAACCAAUGAUUUGGUGAAGAUCAACAAAGGUGCGGAGAUUCCCGCUCUAUCUGCCCUCAAUAAACUUCUGUCUGAGCAGUUUGCUGAGGUUAGCGAUAAUGCAGAUCGCUUAAGUGCCAUAACCACUUCGUUCAAUGACCAGGAACAAGAGUUACGUAGGCGUUCGAAGGAAGCUGGCGAAAAGGUGAGCAAACUUCGCGAGCAGCUGAUCAAGUGUGAUGACAUGUCCGGUGAUAAUAACAAGAUCAUGGAGCGUCUUCUGCAAUGCCGUGCCCUGCGUGGUGAGCUCGAUAACAGUGGAAACGAAAUUGACAACAUUAAACAAAAGGUUGACGAGCUGCGUAAUCUGUACCCCACUUUCAGUGAGUCCAUCAUACCCAAAGAACUGAACAAUGUACAGAAACGCUAUGAGAACGUCGAUCUUUAUGCUAAGAAGAUUGAAAGUUCCCUGCUGCAGUUCCUCAAGAAGUUCCACGCCGAUAAGGUGGGCAUGCUGAAGCGCAUCAUUGCCACUCAACGCGAAAAGGUGGCCUGGUGCCAGCCAGAGUCCUCCAGUGACAAAUACAAUCUGGAUGUCAAGAAGUCCUCUCUGCAGGAAGUCAGCAAGAGCAUUGAUGACUGCAAGGCACGCCAUGCCGAGACCCUGAAGUCCUUGGAGAUGUUGAAGGCCGUAGAAUCGCCACAGAACCUGGCUGAACUCACCAGCGAUGCCGAGUUACUGCGCAAGGAUAUGCAGGCUCUGCAGGACAGCUUUGACAAAAUCAAGGGAAUCCUUGACGAGAACGUUGACUUAUGGUCGCAGUAUGAGCAAUCGAACGAGCAGAUUUCCAACUGGUUGCGUGACGUUGAAGGACGCGUUAAGGCAGAGACUAGCAGCCAAGUUAAUCUAUCCGAGGUUCCUCAGAAGCUUCAGGAAUUGUCUAUCCUCCAGCAGGAUGUGUUGGCCCAUGAGCCCAUUAUCAAUAACCUUGAGCAGACAUCCCAACAGCUGAUUGAAAAGAAUCCGGAGGCAAGAAUCGGCCAGUUUGUCACCCACUUGGUGCAGCGUUAUCAAGCUGUAAACAAGGCACUGACCAGCUACAUCGAUAAGAUCCGUAGUGCUCAGUUGUCGAACGCCAACUUUGCCAAGGCCGCCAAGGACUUCAACGAGUGGUUUGGAGAUGCCAAGAUCGAGUUCCAGGAACUUGCUCGCAUGGGAUCCCCUGGAUCAUCCUCUGCCACAGCUCAGCAACUGCAGACCGUCAAGAAUUACAUCAAGACUUUCGACAAUGGUCAGAUACUGCUGAACAAUGCCGUCGAUAUUGGUGAGGCUUUGUACCCCGUGGUUUCGCCCGACAAUCGCGAACGUAUCCGUGCCGAUCUCCGCCAGAUGCGGGAGAAGUUCGACUACUUGCGAGAUGAGGCCAAUGCUUUCAUGCAGCAAGUUGAGGGUGUUUUGAUUCAGAAGACUUCGAUCGAAGAAAGCUACACUCAGGUCUCGCACUACCUUAACGAAUCGAAGGCUAAGGUUCCCACUGGUGACGAAUUGUAUCCCACUUUGGCCACCAAAAAGGCUGCCCUCCAGAACUACAAGACCCAGCUGCAGGAGAUCACCCUGCACAAGAAUGCUCUGAAGCAGUUGCACGACAAGGCUGUGACCCUCUGCGAUGAUGAGUCCGAGAGGAAGACUGACGAGUCCAUCCAGGAGUAUAACACGCUGUCCAAGAAGAUAUCCGAUAGGAUCACAACAGUGGGAAAUCAUGUGGUCAAGCAUGAAGCCUACGAUCAGGUCCUGGAAAAGGCGCAAGACUGGCUGAAUACCAUCAAGUCCGAAGCCAUUGACAUCCUCAACGAGACGACAUUUGAGAAGGAAGGCGCCGAGGAAAAGCUGCUGGUUGUGGAAAACCUUCUGCAGCACAAGCCCGAGGGUGAUUCCAUUUUCGAUACCUGUCACAAGUUAUUGGAAACGGUGCUCACACAAACCCAUCCCAGUGGUCAUCCAGCCCUGCUCAAGGGUUUCGAGGAACCAAAGCAGUCUUGGGAGGACUUUAUGACUCUGUGCCAGGAUUCGUUGGUGAAACUGAAGCAGCUAUGCUCUAAGUGGGAUGAGUUUGACACGAUCAUUGAGGAGCUAGACAACUGGAUGAAGAAUGUCGAGGCGGUGGUUAAGAACCAGAACCUUAAGAGUACGGCGGAAGCCAAGAACGCCCACUUAAAGCAGCUUCAGGAUAUUUCAAAGGACAUUGAACGGCGCGGUGUGGCCAUCAAUGAGCUAAUGGAUCAAGGCCGUGAGAUUGAGGGUGAAACCGAUUUGAACCUUAAAUUGUCUCGUCUGAAUACUCGCUAUCAGACCCUGAAGAAUCUGUGCAAGGAAUCGAUAGCCAAGUAUGUGAACUAUGUAAAGGAUCACGAAAGCUUCGAUAAGGACUUCGAUGCAUUCAAGCACAAUCUUCAGUCCUCGGUCGACGAGCUGGCCAAGGCCAAUGAAAUUGUUGGCGAUCAAAGCGUGCUGCAGGAUCAGCAAAAUAAACUCCGUGAGAUGUCCGACAAGCGCAUUUCGGAUUCCACUCUUUUCGAAGGACUCAUCGAUCGUGGCGAGAAACUCUAUGGUCACACCAGCCCCGAAGGCCGUGAAAUCAUUCGUCAGCAGCUGCGUGCCCUGCGAACUCUUUGGGAUAACUAUACGGAUGACUUGAACUCGGCAACGCAAAAGAUCGAUCAGUGUUUGCUGCAGUUCAACGAGUUCAGCAUUGCCCAGGAUCAAUUAACCAAGUGGCUGAAGGAUGUGGACAAGGCCAUGCAGAGCCACACUGAACCCAAGACGACGCUGCAGGAGAAGCGUGCCCAACUUCAGAACCACAAGCUGCUCCAUCAGGAGAUCACCACACACAAUGUUCUGGUUGAUAAUGUCUGCGACAAGGCCCAAAUACUGGUCGACCAGAUCAAGGAUAACUCGUUGAAUGUGUACUUGACCUCGAUCAAACAGCUUUUCCAGAGCAUAGUCCAAAAGUCUGAUGAGAUCUUGCACAAUCUGGAGGAUUGUGUUCAGAAGCAUAAUGAACUAAACAAUGCUCUGUCCUCAGCCAAAACCUGGAUUUCGAAUGAGAAGGCUAAGUUGCUGGAGUGCGACGAUGCUUAUGGCGAGAAGGCGGACAUCAAGCGCAAGAUCGAAACUUUAGGACAAUUGGCUCAGAACAAGCCACAGGCAAUGAAAAUAAUCAGCGAUGUCCGUGAUCUCUUUGAGAAGGUAAAGGCCACGACCUCCGAAAAGGGUAAUGAAGUACUGGACAAGGAGAUCGAGGAAUUGGAGACCACCAUGAAGAGUCACUUUGAUGACAUCGAGGGCAUUGAGGGCAAACAGAAGGAUGUACUGGCCCAGUGGGACAAGUUUGAAAAGGCGCUGGAGGAACUUACCAAGUGGUGCCGCAGUGCAGAGGCCGUGUUCCGUGAGCAGCAACUGCAGUCCACGCUCCACGAGAAAGUGGAACAGCUGGAGAAGUACAAGAUUCAAAGGGAGUUGAUUCUCCAGAAAGAGAAGGAGAUCGAUGCCUUUGGAGAUGCUGCCCAUGCUCUGCUUAACAACUGCGGAGCCGAUCGCCUGAAGACAUUAACCACUCAGAUCACCAACCGGUAUCAACUGCUUCAAGUGCUCAGCAAGGAGGUCGUUAACCGCUGGUCAAAUCUGGUCGACGAUCACCAGUUCUACCAAGAUAAGUACAACGAGGUGGAUUUGUGGCUGCAACCCAUUGAAUCGCAGAUGGCGAAGGUCCUUCUGGAUGAGCCAACCCAGAGUUCAAACAUUUUGCAAGUGCUGCUGUCUGAAAAGGAGCAAGCAGAGAGCUUAUUUGCCGCUCUAAAUGCAGCUGGAGAAAAGGCUCUUCCAGAGACAUCCACUCAGGGUAGGGAGAAGAUCCGUAAGGACCUGCGCGAUAUCCGCGAUCGUUGGGACAAACUGGACGAGGGCAUUCGCAACCUGGAAAAACGCCAGGAAGCGCAGGGAGUACAGCUCUCCAGCUACCAGGACAUUCUCAAUCAAACUGUUAACUGGUUGGAUCAGGUGGAGAAACUACUUCACAAUGAGAACCCUGCUAGCUGGACCAGUGCCCAAGAAAUCCGCUCCAAGUUGUACAAGUACAAGGCCACCAACCAAGACAUCAACUCCCAUAAACGCAUAGUCGAGGCUGUGAAUGAAAAGGCAGCAGCUCUUUUGGGAAGCGCAGCUCCAGCCAACGCGGAUGAGAUCUCCAAGGCGGUGGCUGAGGUGAACAAGCGAUAUGAACAAGUGGGUCAGGACUGUGCCAAGUUGGUUGCCGAUCUGGAUGGAGCCUUCGAUGUGUACCAGCAGUUCAGUGAGCUGCAGAAGGCUCAACAGGACUACCAGAAGAAUCUUUGGGAUCGUCUUACCGGCUACUCUGACUACUCAGGCAAUAAGGCAGCUCUACAAGCACGUCUCCAAAAGAUCAACGAGAUCCAAGAUGCCUUGCCGGAGGGAGUGGCCAAACUGAAGUCCCUCGAGGAUCACAUUGAGCAACAGGCCAGUAAUAUACCCGCCCGAUCCAAGGAGGCUAUGGCCCGUGAUCUGGCCAACUUGCAUGCUGAUUUCGAGAAGUUUAGUGCUUCGUUAAGCGACGUAAAGAGUGGUCUAGAUAAUCGUCUACAACAAUGGAAUGAUUACGAAAUCAACUUGGACCGACUGAUCACUUGGUUGGGUGAGGCAGAGAAUGCUCUCAAGAACUACAAUCUAAAAUCCUCGUUCGAGGAGAAGGAGGAGCAACUGAACGGUUUCCAAACUUUGGCGCAGAACCUGCGUCAAAACGAAGCUGACUUCGACAAGGUGAAGGACGACACCUCUGAGUUGGUGCAGAGUUCUGGUGAAACAAGGAUUGCGGUUAAUGUGCAACAGGUCUCCUCCCGGUUCCAAUCGAUUCAGGCUACCGCCAAGGAGAUUCUCAAGAAGUGCGAGCAGGCUGUCCAGGACCAUGGUCACUUCAAUGACAAGUAUAAGCAGUGUGCGGACUGGUUGGCAAAUGCUCAGGCCCGUUACGAUGAUUGCUGUGACUUGUCCACAGUGGCAUCUCGAGACGAUCUUCUCAAGAAGCAAUUGGUCAUCCAGGAGCUUCUGGCUCAGCAGCCAACCGCUACCCAGCUCCUCAACAGCACCGUUGAGCUGGGCGAGAAGUGCUAUGGUUCCACUGCAACUGAAGGACGCGAGGCCAUUCGCAGUCAGCUGGAUGAUCUGACAUUCGAUCAGUUGUUUGACAACAUCGCUAUUACGGCAAGAAAGAUUCAGGAUAAGAUUGCCAAGUGGUCUGGUUUUGAUGAAAUUGCUGACAACCUGAAGAGUUGGUUGGAUGAAACGGAGAACGCUCUUCCAGCUGAUAUUGAGCUGAAAACCACUCUGGAUGAGAAACGCAAUAAACUGCAAACCUAUCGUGACAUCUUAAACGACAUCAACAAUCACCAGGUGGAGUUGGGUAAUCUUCAAGAGAUUGCCGCCAAUCUGCCAGAAAAAACCGACCUUGUGGACCAAAUUCUUAAGGAGAUCUCCGAUCGUUUUGGAAAGCUGCAAAAGCGUGCCCAGAACUACGUGGAGCGUUACGAGGGUAUUGUGAGUGCACAUCAGCAGUACUCCAAGGCUGUUAUGGAUGCUCAAGAGUUUAUCGAUGCUACCCUGAAUACUGUCCACUAUUGGGGUGAUUUGGAUCUGGAACAGAUCUCACUGCACACGAACCUCGAUCGUCUAAAGAAUCUGAAGGCCAGCUUGGCCGAUGAAUUCCCACGGGUUGACCAAGUCAGGGCUUUGGGCGAGAAGGUUAUUCCGGGUACGGUGGAUGUGGGACAGGUGAACAUUAAGUCCCAGAUCGACACCACCCAGCAAGAAUGGGAAAGUCUACUGACCACCAUCACCUCCACUAUUGAAGCUAUUGAAGCUCGUCUGCAGCAUUGGUCGGAGUACGAGCAAUUACGUGACCAGUGCCUGGCCUGGAUUCGUGAUACGGAUAACAACCUUCAUGCUAUCGAUCUGAAGGAGGAUCUGCCGAAAAAGCGUGCUCAGUUGGAUGCACUGAAGGCUCUCCAAGGAGAUGUACGCGCUAAGGAAUUAGAGGUUGAUAAUGUCACGGAGAAGGCCCAAACCCUUCUGAAGGGUCCCACCAGCAAUCGAAGCUCGGGCCCUGAGUUGGUAACAAAGUACCAGCAGAUCUUCCACAAGGUCAAGGAGCUCAACAAUCGUUGGCAGCAGUAUGUUACCUCUCACGAAGAUUUUGAUAACGCCAUCUCUGAUUGCUCCUCUUGGAUCAAUGACAUCAAAGAAAAAUUGGACUACUGUUCCGACAUGUCAUCUAUGAGUCCUAAGGAACUGGAUAAGAAACUGGCCACUAUCCAGGAUGUUAUCUUGCUGAAGGACGAGGGUUCUGCGCGUGUCUUGAAGAUCUUGGAGCAGGCCCAGCACGUGUUGGCUAACACAGCGCCCGGAGGUCACGAGGCCAUCAAUAAGGAGCUCACCGAUCUCCAGGAGCUCUGGUCCGGAAUCGCUCUUCGCAUCAUGGAUGUCAAGUCAAAUCUAGAUGACUCCAUUACUCAAUGGUCUGGUUUCUUGGAUCAAGUGCAAAAUGUUCGCAAGUUCAAUGAGUGGUUGGAUGGUCAGGUUAAGGAGUUGAGUGAGCAUCAAACAACCAUGACAGAGAAGCGAGCUCAAUUAGAUCGAGUCAAGUCUACGGAGGAGAAGGUGCGCGUAGAGAAGAUUGAUGUGGAUGCACUCAAAAUCCAAGCCAAGGAAAUGAUUGCCAGUGGUCAACAGAGUCAGGCAGCCUUCCAGGCCCAAAAGGUACUGGAUACGUUUGACGAACUCUUUGCCAGGACCCAGAAAUUGCUGUCCGAUCGUCAGGAUCAGUACAGGGAUCAUCGAUUGUUCAAGGAGGCCUACGAUGACUUGGUUAGCUGGAUUGGAAGAGCCCGGGAGAAAUUCCCUUCAUUGAAACAGAGCAGCCUCAGCGAUAAAUUGGCCAUUGAAAACGCUGUCCAAGCUACCGAAGCUCUCCUCAACAAGCAGGCACAGGGUGAACUGCUCGUGGAGCACUUGGUCCACACUGGAGAGGUGGUUCUGGCCAGUACCUCUGCUCAAGGCCAGGAAAUCAUUAGGAAUGAUAUCCGUGCCUUGCGCGACAGCUUCGAGGGCUUGUUCCGUGAAAUCAACCAGCAAAAGGAAAACCUGGAGGUGACCAUGGUUCAGUGGCGAGCUUAUAAGGAGGAAUAUGAACGUCUGAUGGAGUGGCUCCAACAGAUCGACAUCCUUGUGAAGAACCACAAGCUUAAUCUGUGCCCCAACCUACCUGACAAGGAGAAGCAGGUGGCUGAUAUGAAGGAUGUAAUGUCUCGUCUCGAGAAAGGCAAAGAUGACAUCGAUAAGUUUAAUGCUUCGGCUGCCAGUCUGCUAAAGUCCCAUCUGGAUACUUAUGUGAACAAUCAGCUACGGCACUUGAGCUCCGUGUAUCAAGUACAGGUAAAUCUAGCCAAGGAUGUUCUCAAGAAGGUGGAGACCAACCGCGAUCAGCACCGUGAAUACGAUGCCAAUAUGAAAUCUGCCAAGGACUGGAUAGCAAAUGCCAAGGCUACAAUUCAGUCGGCCGGUGAAGGAGCAGGCUCUAAGGAGGCUCUGCAGCGUCGCCUCGAGCAAAUUCAGGAUCUGAUUCGCAACCGUGAGCUUGGACAGAACUUGGUGCAUACCGCUAUCAAUAAUGGCGAAAAGAUCAUUCGGAACACGCGUUCCGACGGACGUGACGCCAUUAAUUCCGAGAUGAAGGAACUCCAAACCGAAUGGGAUCGCCUGGUGAAGAAAAUGUCCACAGCCAAGGUGCAGUUGGAGACAAAUCUGUUGCAAUGGGCGGACUACAGUUCCAGCUACUCCCAGCUGCAGCAAUGGAUUACUGACAGGGAGGCCAAGUUGCAGCAGGCUUGUGAACAGAAGGUCGUUAAAUCCAAGAGGGGUCAACCUGGUCUCAGCAGUGGAUUGAGCGAACGCAAGGCCAAUCUUCGGCAGACAAACAACAUUGUCCAGGAUAUUGUGUCAUUUGAGCCCAUGAUUCAGUCGGUUACUUCCAAGGCUUCGGUUCUUCAGCAGGGUGCUCCGGGCACUGAAAUCUCGGAUAAGUACGAGAAUCUUACGAAGCAAGCUAAGGACUUGUACGAGAAGCAGAAGAACACCAUCGAGAGCUAUCAGUCCUUGAUUGAUGCGGGCAAUGAGUUCGCCACUUGGUUGAGAAAUGCCAAGGAACGAUUGAGCAAGUGCUCUGAGCCCACUGGAGAUAAACAAGCCCUGGCCGAGAAGACCCACCAGCUGAAGAUUCUGCAGGGUGAGCUGCCAGAAGGCGCCCAGAAACUUAAGAAUGCUCUGGAACAGGGCGAGAUCGCUUGUCGCAGUGCCGAGCCCGAGGAUUGUGAGAUCAUCGAGCAGGAAGUGGCUCUUCUUCAAGAGGAAUUCGAUGCCUACAGGGAAGCCCUCAAUAAGGCCAAGGAUUACUUGGAAGUGGGUAUUGUCAAGUGGUCCGACUACCAGGAUCAGUACACCGAAGCUCUGGAGUGGUUAAGUAAGACCGAAGCUUUGGUACAAUCCUACAACAAAUUGCAGGAUAGUUUGAUCCAAAAGAAGGUUGUCCUCGAGCAAUUCCAAGGACAUCUGCAGACCCUAUUCGACUGGCAGAAGACUCUGGAUGAUCUGAACAUAAGGGCGCAGGUUCUACUGGAGACUUGCUCCGAUACAAGAAUCAGCAAUGCUAUCAUGCAACUGACCACCAAAUACAAUGCUCUACUCACUCUGGCCAAGGAGGUAAUGCGUCGCCUGGAGAUGCACUACCAGGAGCACCAGCAGCACCACAGUCUGUACGAGGAGUGCCAAUCAUGGAUUGAGAAGACCCGUGAGAAACUUUCCGAGUGCGAACAAAUUCCCGGAACUCUUAACGAGGUUCAAAUCAAAUUGAACACCGUGAAGAACCUUCGUCAAGGUUUUGAAACCGGCCAGAAUAAGCUGCGUUAUCUUUUGGAGCUCAAGGAGAAGGUGAUAAUGAACACCGAACAAAAUGGGGCAGCCAAGAUCCAGGAAGAUACCGAAGCCUUGAAGCAGGACUUUGACAAACUCCUGGUGGAUCUAAACGAUGUUCGCCAGAAAUUGGCCAAUCGUCUUGCCCAGCUGGAGGAGAUCUUCAAGCUGUACAAGAUCCUGGUUGAAUGGCUAGAGGAUGUGGAGCCGAGUGUCAAGACCAGCGAUGAGUUCCUGAAUGACUUGAGUGAGAAACGAGCGGCGCUGGAGAAGUUCCGCGUCAUUCAGCGCGAUAUCAAUGGCCACAAUGAUAUUGUGGAAAAGAUCAAUCAGCGGCUUAAGGAGGACAACAGUUUGGAUCUGAAGGACUUCCAGCCCGGCUUGACCAAAUUCGAUGACCUGCAGAGCCAGGUAAACAAAAUCAUCGAGUCGCUGGAGAACCAGGUAAACAGCCACGAGAAAUACAAGCAGGCCUACAAUGAGCUGCAAGAUUGGCUGCGACGCACUCGCAUUGAGGUGGAGCAGUGUGCCGACUGCCAUGGCGAGAACGAUCAAGUGGAGAGUCGUCUGAAUCGAUUGGGAGAUAUACAAUCAUCGUCUCUGGAGGGCAAAGCCCUUCUUGAAGCUUGCGAAGAGCUGAGUCAGGCGGUGAUUGCCACCAGCGGUAGCGAAGGCCAGGACAAUGUGGCCCAGGAGAUCAAGCAUCUCACCUCGGAGUGGGAGACCCUCCAAGCAUUAUCCCGCGAUGCUCGCAGCAGCUUGGAAUCCUGCUUGGCCGCCUGGCAGACCUUCCUGCAGAAGUUCAACAAGAUCAACCUGUGGAUCGAAACGAUGAACAAGCGCGUUACCAAAUCCCAGGAAGGCGAGAACAAGACCCCCGAAGAUUUGGUUAAUGCCAAGAAACUGCUUGAGGAAGUGCUGGCCGAGAAGGACAAUGUCGAGGACCUGAACGACAACUGUGAGCUUCUCAUGGAGCAGAGUGCCUGCACUCGCAUUCGUGACCAGACCAUCGAAACUCAGGCCAACUACACCAAGCUCCUGACUUCCGCCCAGGGAUUGGUGGCCAAGAUCGAGAAGAAUCUGUCCGAUCACACCGAGUUCCUAAACUAUAAGAAGGAAAUGGACGCCUGGAUCGAAAAAGCCCAACAGGUUCUGGACGAAUGCUCCACUGAUGGCGACGCAGCCAUCAUUGCCCAGAAACUGGACACAGUCAAUUCCUUGGCUUCUCGCCUGCCCGAGGGUCAGCAUCUGUUGGCUCUGGUGCAGGAUGCCUACUCGAAGGCAUCGAACAUCACUCCUGAGGAUAAGCAAGAGAAGCUGCGGGAGCUGUUGACCAAGGUGCGUGAGGAUUGGGAUGCGCUGGGACUGGCCGUAAAGCAGAAGUUGAGCGACCUCAAGCAGGCACAGAAUCGUUGGAACGAUUUUGCUGCCAACAAGGAUAAACUUGAGAAGUGGCUCAAUGAAACCGAAUCGACUCUUAAGGUGGCACCGGAAACCAAGGGCGAACUGAGUGAAAUGAAGACCCUGCUGGAGCGCUACAAGACCCUUUCGAAUGAACUGAAACAGAAGGGCAACGAGCUGGAGCAGCUGCAGUCGGAGGCUCGCGACCUGGGCACCGAAGUGGAUGCAGUGAAUCGCUUGCAAUCGCGAUGCGACAAGCUGAAGAACGAGUGCUCAGCUCACAUUGCGGCGCUGGAACAGGAGAUGUUCGAUUAUAAUGCCUACCACCAGAGUCUGCAGGAUGUGGAGAAGUGGCUCCUGCAGAUCUCCUUCCAGUUGAUGGCCCACAACUCGCUGUUCAUCUCGAAUCGUGAACAGACCCAGGAGCAGAUCAAACAGCACGAAGCGCUGUUGGUUGAAAUUCAAAAGUACCAGACCAAUUUGGAUGAUUUGAAUGCCAAGGGUCAGGCGCAGAUUAAGCGCUAUGAAUCCUCAACCCCAGCCAUCCGUCCCAUUGUUGAGUCACAGCUGAAGAAUAUCCAGGAUAGCUAUAACUCCCUGCUGCAAACCUCAGUGCAGAUCAAGAACCGCCUGUUGGAAUCGCUGGCCAAGUUCCAGGAAUACGAGGACACUUUGGAUAGCAUUAUGCGUAAUCUGGAGACGUAUGAGCCCAUUAUCCAGACCGAACUGGAUGCUCCGGCCACCAGCCUGGAGUUGGCUCAAAACCAAUUGAGGUGUGCCCAGGAGAUGCAGAACAAGCUGAACAACGAGAAGUCCCGGCUGGCAGCUGCCGUUCAGGCCUGUGAGGCAGCCACUGCCUCCAUCAGUAGACCCAGUUCUCCACUGGAAACGGCCAUGCAGGCGAUUCCCGAAAGGGAGCUCAUUGUGCGCGCCAAGCUCGAGGAUCUGCUGGAUCAGAAACCGCCUCCAAAGACUCGGAGCUCAACCAAAGGUGUCAACAGAGAUGAUGAUGAAGACGAGGACGAUGUUGAGAUUCAGGUUGAGCUCAGCGAUGUAAAUGAGGCGCUUUUGGAUCCCAUUGCCCACGAGCGUGUCAGCAACUAUCGCCGCAUAGUUCGCCUGAAUAGCGCCCAUGUGGGCAAGCUGAAUGAAUUAGUUGCUAAGGUGCAAUCCCACUUGGGUGGUCUGACUGCAUCCGUUAGCGAACUGGAGCAACAGCAGAAGCAGCGCGCCGAGCUGCAGGAUUGGGUGAAGAAGCAGCAGAGCUCCGUCUCAGAUUGGAUGAUGCGUCCCUGCAAACUGCGUCCGGAGGCAGCUCAGCAGGAGCUGGUGUCCAUGAACGAUUUGUUGAACUCCAUCGGUGACAAGCGGUCGCAGUUGAUGCUGGAGAUGACAGGAUCAUUGGGCGACGAGGACACCGAUCUGGAUGAUAACAUCGACAAGCUGGAAUCCGAGCUCAUGGAUGCCAUUGCCAAGAAGCAGGCUGGUCAGAAUGUAAUCGACGGCUAUCGCCAGGGAAUGGCUGAUGUCCAGAACUGGUUCGAUACUCUGAUCAAGCGCAUGGACGUUUUGGAUCGCGGUUCGGGUUUGAAUUGUGCCCAGAAAAUGGCUGCCAUUAAUGAGAUCAAAAACGAAUAUGAGCUGCAAGGACAUCCCAAGAUUCAGGAGUUGAAGGGCAAGGCAGCGCAGGUGGCGGAGGUCAUCAGCAAUCUCGAUGGUCAGCAAGUGGAAGAGCAGAUGAAGUCACUGGAUCGCCGCUUUGCUGAUCUCGGCAAGCGCAUCGAUCGCAAGGCUCAACUCCUGGAUGUGACCAACAAGGGUGUGGAGGGAGCCAAGGGCGAGAUUGAUCAACUCCAGAAUUGGGUGAAACAACAGAUUGAGGAGCUGCAGGCCCCCACUCCAUUGGGCUACACUCCAAAGGAUGCCGAGGCACGCCAGCAGAAGAUCAAGAGUCUGAUGAAGGAUGCCGAGGCCAAGCAAUCCCUGGCCGAUGUCCUUGAAAAGCGUGUGGCCAACAUGCAGCAGGAAUUGGAACCCGUUGAGUACUCCCAACUGGAGUCCGCAUUGCGUAAUCUCAACACCGAGAACCGCAAUUUAUCGGGAGUCCUAAAGGCUGAACUGGAUCGUGCUCUGGAGGCCAGCAAGGCUCGUAAAUCGCUGGAGAACGAUCUGGACAAGGCACGCCAGUGGCUGAAGACCAAGAUCUCUGAAGUGCGCAAGCUGCCCGUGUACCACCCACUUACCUCUGCUGAGAUCGAGAAAAAGAUCCAGGAGAACCGGAAAUACGAUGACGAUGCCAAGCAGUUCAACGACAGCGUUUUGACUGAUGUUCAGCGUCAAGCGGCCAACAUAAUGAAGGAUUGCGAUGAUGCCGACAAGGCUGCGCUGCAGCAGAUCCUGGAUGAAAUCGCUGCCGACUAUCAGACCCUCAAGGACGAGAGCAGCAAGAGAGGAAAGUCUCUGGAUGAUCUGCUGCAAGGUCGCAAAGCCUUUGAGGAUUCCAUGAAGAACAUGGGCGAUUGGUUGAACGAAAUGGAAACCGCCACCGAGGGUGAGCUUCGUACCACUAGUCUCCCCGUUUUGGAGGAGCAGCUGGCCCAUUACAAGAAGCUCCUCAGCGAUGCCGAGAACAAGGGCGGCCUCAUCAACGAUGUUUCGGAGCAAGGCAAGAGCAUUCUGCCCACACUGAGCAAUGCCGAUAAACUGAAACUCAACGACGAUAUCAAGAACAUGAAGGAUCGUUAUGGCAGAAUCAAGAAUACCAUCGAUGACCGCGUGAACGCCCUGGGUGAUCACAUCAAGAAGUACAAGGAUGCCAAGAGCAGGCUGGCCGAGUGCAGUCAGUUCUUGGGCAAUAUUCAGCAGAAGCUCAGGGAACUCAACCGCCCGAUUGGAUCCAGGAUCGAAGAUGUCCAGGACUUGUUGGGUGCCUAUGAGGGAAUUCUCAAGGAACUCAAGGACAGCAAGAGCAAGAUGGGCGACAUGCAGAUGGAUGAUUUGCCAGAGCUGCAGAGCAUUUUGGCCCAGCAGGAUGAUAUGAUUAAACUGAUUGAAGAUCAGUUGGCCCAUCUCCGCCAGCUUCUGCUGCUCCGCGAGCAGUUUAUUGCUUUGAUUAAUGAGAUUAUUGCCUUUAUCAUGAAAUACACCGAUGUUAUCAUUGAUAUUGAGAACUCACCUGAUAGCCUGGAGGAUAAGAUCAACAAGUACGAUGAUGUGAUUGUGAAGAUCCAGGAGUGCGAAGGUGUAUUGGCUUCGGCCAAUGACAAGGGCCAGAAGAUAGCCUCCGAAGGUAAUGCCGCCGAUAAGAACAGCAUUACUGAGCAGUUGCAGUCCCUGAAGAAUCAGCUGCAGAAUCUCCGCAAGGCGGUGGAGUCGCAGCGUCAAAAGCAUCAACUCCAGCUGGAAUCCCACAAGAAGAUGGCCGCCGAACUGAGCGAAAUCCUCGACUGGCUGCACAGCCACGAGGGUGCAGCCAAGUCGCGUCCUCUACUGGAUCGGGAUCCCGAAUCCGUGGAGCGUGAGCUGCAGAAGCACCAGGGUCUCAGUCAGGACAUCGAAUCCUAUCUCAAUAAAUUCAACAAAAUCAAUGAUGGUGUUAAAACCGAAAUUGGCAUGCCAAGUUCCCUGCUGGAAAUGCUCUCCGAGGGCAGAUCCCUGGUGGCUUCACUGCCCCACGAACUGGAGGAGCGUGAAAAGUAUCUGAAGAACAACCGCGACUCUCGUUUGGAGUACAUGCAACUGGUAGCCAAGUUCAAUGACUGGGUCCAUGAGGCCGAGCUGCGCCUUCAGAACAGCCAGCAUGGCAUCGACUACGAGCACUUGGUCCAGGAUCUUGAAGAACACAAGAUAUUCUUUGGCAAUGAGGCUCCCAUCCGUAAUCUGGUGCACAAGCAGAUCCAGGAGGCCGCCGAUAAGAUCUGGUCCUCGCUGAACAACUAUGAACAAUCGGAGCUUUCGGCGGAGUUGGCUCAGUUCCAAACCAAGUUGACCAACACCCUGGCCAAUGCCAAGACCCAACAGAGUGAACUGGAGAAGGAGGCGGAACGCUGGCGGGAAUACCAGCAGUCCAUCGAUCGCGUCAAGGCCACCAUCGAACGUACCAAGUUCAUCGAUGAGCCCGUCCAGAAUUUGGCUGGCCUCCACUUCAAUAUCCAGAAGCUGUCGCACGCCAUCGGCAAUGUUCAGAGCCAAAACAGCGACUUAACGCUAGUCAACCAGCAGGCCCAAUCUCUCAUCCGCCAAGCGGACGCCCGCAAUCGCCAGCUGAUCGAGCAGGAUAACGCCGGACUGAAUAGAUCUUGGCAGGAUCUGGUGCGCAGCCUGGAACAGCGACGCGACAACCUGCAACAGUUGGCCGAACAUUGGGACGGCUUCGAGAACAGCCUGCACGCCUGGGAAAAGGCACUUGGUCGACUGGAGGACAAGUUCCGCAAUGUCGAUCCGACUGUAAGAUCCCGACGUCACUUGGAAGAUACGAAGAAUGCCAUUCAGGAACUACGUGAAGAAUCAAAUCAACUUAAAUCAUCACAUAAAGAAAUCGAGGCGCUCUCUAAAUCCAUCCUCACAUUCCUUGGGGAAGUACACAAACCCUCGGCGGAGGCCAUACAGGCCAAAGUGGAUAAGUUAGUUGAACAGCAGGCCAAAUUGAACGACACUCUGCGCGAUAAGGAGCAACAGGUUAGCAAGGAUCUCGAGGAGAUCGAGCAAGUCUUCCGUCGCAUCUCGCAGCUGCAGGACAAGCUAAACGCGCUUCACGAUCAACUCCAAUCGGUUCACGUCUACGACGAGCACAUAGCCCAAACAGAACAGCUCCUAAUCACACUGAACAGUCAGGUGCAGCAGGCCGCCGAGGAGAGCAAAUCACUGGUGGCCCAGACCACGGCCCACUACCAGGCCAAACAGAAUCAGCUGCCCAGCGACAUUGCCCAGGAGUUUACGGCUCUUGAGCUACUUGCCGAACGAGUCCAGGUGACCAUGGAGACCAAAGAGAAGGAUUUCAAGCGGGCGAAGACCGUGCGCACCGAAUAUGUGGCCGGUGUGGACGAGGUGCAGCGUUGGCUGCUCCAGGCAGAGGUGCAGGUGCAGGAGCGAAGCCUCACACCCACACAGAUGAAGGAGCUGCUGCAGCGCAUCAAUCACGAAAUCACCGCCAUCUACGAACGCUUCACCCUGGUCAAGACCAACGGCCAGCUGAUCAUCGAGAACUGUCGCAACAGCGAGGAGAAGACGCUGGUGCAGACGACCAUCGAUCAGUUGGCCGCAUCGCUGGCCCAGGUACGCGGCUGGCUGGACGAGAAGAAGCAGGCGGUGGGCGAUAGUCUGGACGCGUGGACGAGGUUCAUGAACCUCUACCAGAUCGUGAUGUCGUGGGCUUCCGAGAAGCGCACCUUCAUCGACCAGACCAUCGAGCUGCGCACCCUGCCCGAGGCACGCAACAAACUGAACGACUAUGUGACGGCUGUGAAGAGUAUUAAACCGAUUGUGAAGCAUCUGAGCGAAAUGGACAAGGAACUGGAGCACAUUGGCCAGGUGACCACUGUGGGCGAUCUCAAGGACAAACUGCAGGAGGCCGAGGAUGCGAAGAUAUCCGUGGAAGCGGUGCUGCUAGAGAGGAACUCCCUGCUGCAAGAGGCCUGCGAGGAAUGGGACCAAUGUGAACGCAAGAUUAAGGAUAUACGCUCCUGGCACGAAAAGACGAAGCAGGGACUGGACUCCUCGCAGCAGCAGAAGAAACCGCUGCGCGAUCAGCUCGGCUUCUGUGAGAAGACCCUGGCCGACAUUAAUGUGCAGAAAACGAAACUGAGACUGUCCAUCGAGAAACUGGAGGUUCAUUUCCGCAAUGGCAUGGGCGGUGAUCCGCGCCUGAGCGAGAACGUCGAUGAUCUGGUGCGCGUGCUCGACGGCCUCGGCGAAUUGGUUAGGGCCAAGUCGCAGAGCCUCGAGCAGACGCUGGCCCAGAUCGACGUUUACCAGCAGCAGAUGCAGUCCCUGCGCCAGCGCAUCAUCCAGGAGGAGCAGCAGCUCCGCCUGGUGAUGGCGCCCACGUACUUGCCGCACGAUCGCGAGCGCGCAUUAGCCGAGCAACAGGAUCUAAUUACGCAAGAGCUCGACGAACUGCUCCAAUCGCUUUCGAGCGUCGAGGAUGGCAUCGCCAACAUGAACCAGAGCAGCUUGGAUGGCAUGCUACACGGAUUGAAGCUAAUCCAGAGCAAUCUCGAAGUACACGAAAGGGACGCCAUCGAGUUAAAGAACCAGGCAAAGACAUUGCCCACAGAUCCGGCUACUGAACGUUUGCUCAACGACACCGUGGACCGGAUUGACUUACUACUACGCCGCACUCAGCAAGGCAUCACCAUGAUAGCGAAUGCUAUGCAUGGUCAGAAGAAGCGCCAGGAGGAGAUCGACGAGUACCAGCAACAUCUGCUGGAGCUGGAGCAAUGGAUCAUCGAGGUUUCCGCCGAACUGGCUUCCUUUGAACCCACCUCGGACAGCAGCACGGAUGAGCAGGUGCUCAAGUCGCAGGUGGAGAGAAGCCAGCAGUUGCUGCGCACCCUCAAGGAUCGCCAGCAGUCCAUGGAGGAUUUGGUGGAACAGACGCGCCAGCUGCAAUCCCAUCCCGACGUUGCUCCCUUGGCUGACACGCUGAUGGAGCAGCUGCAGAGUAUCAUUACCAUUCUGCGGGAACAGGUCACCGUGGCCACCAAGCGCAUCUUUACCAUUGAAAAGCGCAUUGUGGACUUGCGAAAGGCCAAGAGCGAGGAGGCGCAACGCCAGCGUGUGCUGGCUGAUUCCCUCAUCAAGCCACCAACAGAAGUGCCAGCGGGUCCAGAGGCGCAUGAAUCCAUCGAGUCCAACGAGAACACUAUCGACUCCAGCUCCAUGCCCGAAGAGGAGAUCAAACCGACUGGAGUCUAUGUGGAGACACAGACAUCGCUCAGCCUGCAGCAGCCCCCCGUUCAAGUGGUGACCACCACGACUGUGGAGGCGCAGACCAGCUUCAAGGAGCCAGCUGUAGAGACCGCAGAGGUGGCUCUGCAAACCCAGAAGGAGCGUUCGCCCACCGAGAACAUUAUGGUAACGCAGACGGUGCAGCAUGGCCAGGAAACGAUCCAGAUCGACACGACUCGCAACAAGGAGGUGCCCGAUGAGCCCGAAGAUGUGCAGAUCGAGGCUCGUUACCAUCAACGACCUAAGGGCGAUGUGGACCGCGCCACCGAGUUGAUCCUUAAAAAUGUACCUCAAGCUUUCGAAACCACUUUCGUGGAGCCAGAUGACACGACCACCGAAGUGAUUGUGGGACCGGAUGGCACCAAACACAUUGUGCUCAAGAAAGUAACCCGAACCCGCCAGCAAGUUGUACAGCAGCAGCAGAUCAGCUCAAUCGAGACAAUAAGCGAUUCGGAUGGUAACAUAGAGGUUCACUCCACGGGUCAGAUUAAUUUGGAGAACGUGCACACCACGGACACCAAAGCUGAUCCCGAGGAGGGCAGUGUCCACACAGUAAUCACACAGCAAACGCGUGGUGCUGUUGUGGAUUCAUCGCAGCCCGAGGGUGUGAUCCUGCAGGAAUUCGAGACCGAGCCCACUAUUGAGACGUACGAGGAAGUGAUUGCCCCAGGCUCCCAGGCGCAGCUGAUUCCCAUGCAGGCAGGAGAUGUGCAAACCCAAGGCACCAUCCGAGCAGUAGUCCAGCAGGUGACCCGUAAGGUGAUCCGUAAGACGCGCAAGAUAAUCAAGCGCGUGGUGAUCAUCGACGGAAAGGAGCACAUCACUGAGGAAGUGGUCGAGGAGCCGGAGGAAGUGGAGAUCACAGAGGAGGAGACAGCACCGCACAUCAACGUAAAUAUUGUGCGAACCGUUGACGGUAAGGUGGUGAGCGAGGAGGAGUUCCAGCGAAUGAUGCAGGAGCCCGGAGUUCUAAUCGAAGAAGUUGCCACGGAUCUGCAAAAGCAGACGACGGCAGAACCGCAGCAAGAGGUAUUUGAUAUUGAGUCUACCCAAGUCACAACCACCACAAGAACUACAACCGCAACCACACAAGAACAAGAACAGCCAGAACAACAGACACAACCAACAACAGAAACGACUAAAGAAGCACCAGUAGAGUUGCCAGCACCUCAAGUAGAUGUUGAACAACCCGUAGUAGUUGUUGCCACUACCAGUCCCGUUCAUGUUCCAACAGCGGAUGUAGUCGAGCCCAACGACUCCUCGCCGACUGUAGACGUCGAAGCAGUGGUUGAAGAUAUCAACGAGAUUUGGCCACUGGAACAUCACCUCAAACCCACCAACAUUGACUUCUCCCAGCACGUCGAAGAACUGGCAGCACCAGCGACCACAGUAGAGACUGAAGCCUCCAUGCCAGUAGAGGAAAUUUGGCCGACAAGCCCAGAAACCGGAAACUCAUUGACCCUGGAGCACUAUGAGUUCGAGCCACAAUCACCUCAUGAAGAGAGCACAAAAUCUGAUCUAGUUAAGCCCCAAGAGACUGAGCCGCAAGUUGUUGCAGAAACUAAGCCAGAAGCCAUUACCACUGGAAGUAUUACCAUUACCAAGACUACAACCACCAUCACAAGCUCCACAGAAUUACCGCAGGAAACUCCUGCCCACCAUUUGCCAGCAGAUGAACAACAGCCUCCUGCAUCCGAAAUCAAGACUGACAUUCAAAGUUUCCUUGAAGCCGAACAGACAUUGGCCGCAGCUCUAAAGGAGCAGUCUUCAACUCCGACUGAAGCUUCGGUGGUUGAAGAUGUGCAGGCUCAGCCUGAGGAAAUUGUUCUUGAGGAGAGGACUGUUGAAAUUUCAACCAUCAAGACUGAAGAAAAUCAAGAAGCGCCAGUUGCCGUAGAAGAAGUGAAAUCACUGUCUGCAGAGUCUGAACCAGUAGUUUCCGAGCUGCAGGAAGUGGCCAUUGAGAUUGUCGAGCAGACUGACCAAAAGCCAGAAGAGCUCGUUGUUGGAAAACAACCCGCUCCUGGUCAAAUCGACCUGCGUGCCGCCACUCAACUCUUCAUCUCUGGAGAGGCCGCAGCUUCAACGGCUCCACAGAAAACCUUCCAGAUUACAGCACCCUCUCUGGAGGACAAUGGCGCUGGUGUGCUGAAGGUUGUCCUGGGCAAGGAAAGCACCAACGAAGAGGAUACCGCAUCUCCAACCACCGGCAAGGUUAGCAUGACCAUCAUUGAGACCGCUGCUGCUCCCGUCGACGACGCCAAGCGGCGUCGAAAGAAAAAGAAGAGAAGAGAUACAAAGCACGAGGAGGAGCUUGAGCAAGAACCAGAGACUGAGCCGGAAGUCGUUGCCGUUGCGGAGCCUGAGGUGAGCUCUGAUGUGCCCGUUUCUCCGGAGGAUUCGCCACGCGAUACUGUGCGUCACGAGUCCAUUGUUGAGAUUAGUCCCGAUAGCGAUUUGUCCAGCAUUGAGACUGACACGAAGGUUAAGAUUGUGGAGGAUGCCGUUGUUUCUUCGCCAUCGGAGUCGCCGCGAACGCCAAUGGUUGAGCUGGUCAUUCCCACCGAGGUUGUUGAGUUAGCUUUGGUCGAGGAUGAGGAACAACAGACCACACCGCGUGUUCCCUCGCCCACUGAAAAGACGGAAGUCGAACAGGAUAUUAAAUCCGUGCAGACUUCGCCACAGCAUCAACCCACACUGGAUGAGACUGCAGUGCAGACGAGUCUGGAGGUGCAACCGGAUAACCAGGAGAAUGAAUCGCAGACACUGAUUGUGGAGAUAACUGAGACUGAAGCACAAACCACUCCCCGAAACGAGGAGCAGCCGGUGGCCGUGGAGAUAUCCACCACUGAGAUUCAAACCGAUGUGAGUGGCCAGCCAGCUGAAACUGUAGAGAUUUCCAGCCAAACUACCGUGACCACCACCAUCGAGAAGGAACUGCAGACCACUCCAAAGGAUUCUCCUCGCGCACCAGAGGCAGGCAGCAGUGACGUGGUGGAAUCUCUGGUGCAGGAUUUGGUUAAGGAUAUGACUACCGAUCUGCCAGUUCGCACAAGCGAACAAUCUACCGUGACUGAAACCACCGCAACCACUGAAACCCAUGUGCAGACAACCACUCCGGAGCCCAGAGAACAAACUGAAGUCUUUAAACCGGAAACUGUCCAUGAAGAGACCUCAACGGUGGAACUUGUGCAGGUCGCUGAUGGUGAGAUGCAAACCACGCCUCGUGGAGAUGUGCAACCUGCAUCUCUGGAGGAUACCUCUCUGACUGCCACUUCGAUAUCCGUUUCGGAACCCUACGAACUGGAGGUCAAGACUACCGUGGCCAUUCCCGCUGAUUCUGAUGCAUCCUUGGCUGAGCCGACGGUCUAUGAAUACACACAGACCAUGCAGUUGCCCAAGCAGGACAAGAAAUCCAAGAAGGACAAGAAAAAGAAGCAGAAGAAUGUGCCUGAAGUGGAGCAGCAGCUGCCAGAGGAGCCACAGAUCAGUGUGACCGUUGAAAUCGCACCAGAGUUGCUAUCCGAGUCAGGUAUUGUGGUAUCCACUAACCAGCAGAUCGAAGAUGUGCCCCAUGUAACACCGGUGGUGGACACUCCCAUCGAAUGCGAAGAAGUGGAAACGCCCAAGGCUCAAAGAGUGCAACUUCAAAUCACCAAGACCACUGUCUACGAUGAGUAUCCCGAUCUGCCAGUUCAUAUUACUGAGCAGAACAAGGUACUGAUUGCGUCCCAGCAGGGCAAACGAUCCGGAGCAGGACCCACAUCCUCAGCGGUGACCAUCGAAGAGGUGGGCUCACCCACGGAGGAGCUGGUGGUGCCCAUCACCCCGGGACCGGACAAUCUGAGUGGCGAGCCCCACAACAUCUGGUUCAGUGCCACCACCAGUGUGGAUAAGACACCCAUUGAACUCUCCCAGGCUCUGAUUAUGAGCGAGAGUUUGCAGCACUAUCCAGGACAACAGCAACCGACCCAGCAGCCGAUCCUGAUUUCCACCAAGGAGGCCAUUGGUGACCGCAUCAAGCAGCUCAAGCAGGCGUCGCCCCAACAAGCCACUCCCCUGAGCAAUGUGCUCCACUUGGCCACGUUGUCUGAACAGAUUAAGGAACUGCCCACUGAGCAACGCAUCUUGGAGGUCAACGAAGGUCUGCAGGAUCUCGAUGUGGCCAUUAAAACAGGUGACAAGACUGUGAUUCAAACCACUGUUAUCACGGUCAUCGAGAAGGUAUCAACUUGGUUGGAAACCAUCGAAUAUCGCGUGUACCUCAUCAGGCAGAACUCCAACGAGGGACCCUCCGAGGAGAAGCUGGACAACUAUAACCAACUCAACGACGAGCUCAGCACCAUCAAGCAAAAUGUCGGCCAACUUGAGCGACAAUUGUCGAAGGCUGAACCGGAACCAGAGUUGGUGAAAUGCGUGGAUAGCCUGAAGGAGCAUGUGGAUGCGGUGGAGCAGGUCACACAACAGAACCAGGUGCAGGACAGCAAUGAUCUGGACAAGUGGCACAGCUUCGAGGUACUGCUGUACAACGUGUCCUCCGUCUUGGCCGAGCUGCAGCAGAGCUACGAUCUCUUGAUCAAUCAGGAGUAUCCUUUGUCCGCUAAACUGGCCCAGCUGGACGAGUUGGAGCAGCAGCAUGAGGCGGCACAGCAGCAACUUGCGCAGCUCUGUCAAAAUGCUCGAGCUUUCCAGCGCGAUUUCCCAGGCAAGAAGAUGCCGCAGGAUGUGCACAAUGCCUUCGAGGCCAGCAAGAAUAUUGCCAACAACAUUCAGGCAGAGCGGGAGCGUGUCCUUCAACUGCAAUCCCUGGCGGAGGAGUACGAGCAGACGCUCCAAGAGUUCACCAAAAUCACAGUGCUGGCCGACAAGCUGGUUGAGAGUCCAAUAGUUUCCAGUUCGCUCGAGCAACUAAACAACGAGGUGCAGAAGCAGCGGAAGUUCUUUGUAAAUCUCAGCCACUGUCGUGCCAUGUUGGAGUCCCUGGAGGAGAACAUCGAUAGUGAGACCCGCGAGAAGCACUCGGAGUUGCACAAGGAGCUCUACAACCGGGCUACCAGUCUGCUGGACAAGGCAUCCGAAAGGUCCUCCAAAUUGGUGCAAGCUGCCUCCCGUUGGACUGUGCUGGAGAAGGGCAUGCGGGAUGAACUGCAAUGGCUCCAGGUGGCACAGCAACGAGUUCCCGACUUAUCUGCCGUAACUUCCGCCGACUACGAUCAAUACACCACCCUGUACCAGUCGCUGAGCAAUGAUAUCUCGCAUCACUACGUGAAAAUGACGCAGCUUUCGGGAAUUGCCAACAAGUUGCAGCAUUUGGUGCAGGCACCCAAUCUCGUGGAGGAAACCAAUGAGGCCUUGAUAGUGCUACUCAAGCUCCGCGAGGAGGUUGCUCUCUACCUUCACCGCCUUCUGGUCUUCAAGGAAAUCUGGGUGCAGUACGAGCAGCAAACGGAUAAGCUGGAGGCCUUUGUGCGCGAAGCAGAGCAGGAAUUGAGGAACAUUCAGAUACCCUCGCAACCCACUCACCAGCCCAUCGAGCACAUGCGUCAAUUCUGGGAGAUUAAGGCCCGCUUCGAGCUCCACAAUAAUGUGCGCACCGAUACGGGUCUGAGCUUUGAAAAAUCCCUGCAGGUCAUUCCAUUGGCCGACGAGAUGCUUCAGCGGCAGUUCCAUGCCCAACUGGAGGAUCGCUGGCAGGCCGUGGCCCAGGCCAUCGAGCUCAUUCAGCACAACAUUGUGGAGUGCCUGUCGUCGGAGGAUGUGCCCGCGGACGAGAAACUCAAAAUGGUGGAGCGAGAGCUGCAGGAGAUCUACCUGACCAUGACCAGCAUGAAGGGUGUCAUCAAGAACGAGGAGGAGCUCUGCCUGUACAUCGAACGAGUUCAAGUACUUCGCACGCGCGUCGGAUUCAUUGGCAACGAGCUGGGCAGGAUUGGACUGCAAGAGCCCGCCAUUGAGCCGGAAAAGGUGGGUGAGCUAUUCUCGCUCUCCCACAAGAUAAGCACCCAGAUUGCCGAGGAGCUGGAGGGCGCAUCUGUCCUGCGUGACCAGCUGCAGGCCAUCCAGGAGGGUAUUAGCAAUCAGCGCAAACACCAGGCCAAGAUCUCGGUCAUACUGGAUGAAUGUGAGGCCGCCGAGCGCCAAGGAGCAGAUGUCCUCGAAAAGGCCGUCGCCGAUUGCCAGGCCGCCGGCGAGGAGCUGGUCAUCAGCUGGCAGGAGAUUAUGCGAAUCCGCCAGAUGCUCCACACCCUGCCCAUGCGCCUCAAGAUGUCCGUUUCCCCAGUCAAGUUGGAGAGGGACAUCUCCCAGCUGCAGGACGACCACGCCUUCCUCGAGAGCAAGUGCACCAACAUCAUGGCCAUCCUGCGAAGCCGCCUGGCCGUCUGGCUGCGCUACGAGCGUCAGCUGGAGCUGGUCCACGGAUCCGUCCAGGAAACCGAUUUCAUGAUGGAACUCAUCCGGGUGCACGGUCAAGUCGACUACGAGCGCCUGCGCAAAGCCACGGAACGUUUGGAGGGACUGGCUGGCGAUCUGCAAAACCGCGAGCAACUGAUCGAUGAGCUGAAGGGUGCCGCCAAGCCGCUGAUCGAGAGCUGCGAUGUCCAGAUUGUCGAGCAGAUCGAGUCCGCUGUCCAGGAGGCGGUAGUCGCCUGGAAUGACACCAGCGAGAAUCUGCAGCAGCUGCGUACCCGCUACCAAAGAGCCGUCGAACUGUGGGACAAGUACCGCAACGCCUCAGCGGCCGUCAAGAACUCCAUUGAGCAGCAGAUGGAUACGGUCAAGUCCCUGGAGCAGCCCCUGGAUGCACUGCAGCACGCCAAGGUAUGCCAAGACAACCUGACGACCCAGAAUGACAGAAUCUUGGAGCUGCGCGACAUUGUGGCCAAGAUCGCCGCCGAUGUGGGCCUGGAUGCCUCGGCCCUCAUGCAGGGUGAACUGGAUGCACUGGGCCAGCGAUUGGCCGAGUGCAAGGAUGCCAUCACCACGCUGGCCAACGUGGCCGAGACGCAGGACAAGGAGCGCAAGGAGCUCGACAAGGAGGUGACUCUGGCCAAGGCCUACUUCAACAAUGUGCAGCAGGACAUUUCCCGAGAGGCACCGCAAAAUCCCAGGGAGAGCGAGGAGCAGCUGGCCGCUUUGCGAGCCCAUCUCCAGACGUUGGCACGAACGGAAGAGCAGCUGCGUCAGCUGAAGGAGCGCCAUCAGAACAGCGAAGUGCCACCAUCGAUGGCCGGCAGCGAUGACGACGGCAUCCUGGAGGUUCUAGCCCUGUGGCAGAAGAUAUUCCAGGACACCUUCCAGGAGUACCAUCGCCUGUCCACGCGACUCGCCCGCAGCCAAAACAGCUCGGAGGCGCUGCGAUUGUGGCGGCAGUACCUUCAGCACGUCCAGUCCUUCCUGUCCUGCGCCAUUCCCGAGGACUACAGCAGCCUGCGAGAGCAGCAGCAGCUGUGUGCCAUCCACCAGAACUUGCUCAUCUCGCAGCAGAGUGUGCUUUCCGAAACACCACUCGAAUCGGAGCUAUCGGAGCAGUACAAGGCACUGACCAACCUGCACAAUGAAACCCUCUCGCGGAUCAUGCAGCGAAACAGUGAGCUGGAACGGCGGGUGAGUGGCUGGAAUGCCUACCGCCAGCAGCUGGCUGCCCUUUUGGACUGGCUGCGUCAGCGGGAAGCGGAGCGCAAUGCCCUCCAGCUGCGCUACAUUCACCUGAAGCGAGUGCCCCACCUGAAGCACCGCCUGGAUGCGAUGAUCCAGCAGCUGGAGCAGGGAGAACAGCAGAGCAAGGCCUUGCAGGAGCAGCAGCAGGAGCUGGCCAGGCACUGUGACGACGCGCUGGCCACCGCCAUGCGAAUGGAGCAGGCCAGCAUCGGCCAGCGGAUCAGCAAUUUGCGUGCAGCCCUCAAGACCUGGCAAGGAUUCCUGCAGCGCGUCACCCAGCUGUCGGAAAGCUACGAGCAGCGAGUGAACCAGUUGCAGCAGGAAUUCGCAGCGGCUCAGAAGCUUCUGGAUGCCAACAGCGAAUCCCUGCCCACUCAGCCAGCGGCCAUUGAGCAACUUCUGGGAUCCCUGCGUGCGCAGAGGGUCCAGCUUGGUGCCCAGGUCUUCGCUCUGGAGAGCCUCACUGUGACCCAGGAGGAGCUCAAGGAGUGCAUCAGUCCGCACGACAUGAAGACCAUUCGCCAACGGAACUGGCUGCUCUGGCAGCAGCACGCCGAUCUGGACUACCAGCUGGCCAACCUGAUCAACUCCAUUGAGGAGCGGCUUUCCCUACUGUCCAACUAUCAAAUCAGAUACGAUCGCAUCUCCCAGUGGCUGCAACGUCUGGAACAGCGUGUGGAAAAGGAUGCCGAUGUCACUGCCAUGACCAAUCCCGAGCAGGCAGCCAAGCAGCUGGAGCAGCAAGUUAAUUCCGAGCUGCAACUGAGGGACAAGGAACGGGAGUGGCUUCUAUCCACCAGCAGGGAACUGCUCACCCUCUACUCCGAGCCGGAAGUGCGGUCCCAGGUGCAACAGCAGAGCGACUCCCUCAUCGAUCGCUGGCAGCGUCUCAAGUAUUUGGCCAAACAGAAGGCCACCAAGAUAGGCGAGCUCAAGAUGACACUUCUCCGGCUGGAGGAGCGAAUCGCCCUGAUCCGCGCCUGGCUUUUCGAAGUGGAAUCCCAGCUGGACAAGCCCUUGAAUUUCGAGAGCUACACACCGAAUGUAAUCGAGGCCAAGCUGAAGGAGCAUGAGCAAAUCCAACGCUCCAUCGAGCACCACAGCAGCAAUGUGGGCGAGGUCCUUAAUCUCGUAGAGAUGCUCCUCAACGAUGCGGACAGCUGGCGCACGCAGGUGAACACUUCCGGACUAGCUGCAUCAGCUCAGAAUCUGGAGCAGCGCUGGAAGAACGUGUGCAGCCAGUCGGCGGAGCGCAAGGCCCGCAUCCUGACCAUUUGGAACCUCCUCCAGCAGCUCAUCAAACUCACGGCCGAGCACAAAAACUGGCUGGGCAGCCAAGAGAGCCAAAUUGCCGGCUUUGAACGAGACCAGAAGUCCCACAGCAAGCACAAGCUGGAGGAGCGCCAGAAGGAGCUGAGAGCUAAGCUGGAGGAGCUGGAAAGCCAGUCGGUGAAUCUUCGCCAGCUGGAGCAGAUCUAUGCCAAGCUAACCAUGAGCGCUGGCGUCGAGCCGGAGAACAUCCAGAAACUGACACUGCCCACCAAGGUAAUGGUGAGCAUGUGGCGCCAGUUGACGCCACGCUGUCAUGCCCUCUUGGAUGCCAUCGACAAGGAUGCCAAGCUGAUGCGAGAGUUCAACAAUGCCCAAUUGGAGGCCACCAACUCCCUGAAUGCCAUACAAAAGGCCUUGGAACAACUGCCAAGCGUCGAGGAUCAGCAGACCUCCAAGGCGCAGCCCAAGGCGGUGCUCCAACGACUGGAGAGCCUAGAGAAGAAGUUGCAGGACGCCCAACAGCAUGUCCAGCAGGCGGAUACGCUGGCCCAGGAGGCCAAGACCAGGACCAAGCAGCAGCCGCAACUGAAGCAGUUGCUGGAACUUGUGUCCGCCUAUACCACCCUUUGGCAAACUGUCUACACGCGCAUCGUGACUCUCAAGACCACUUGGCUGACCAGAGCAGCACAGGCAGCCGCCUCUCUGCCGGUCAAUGAAGCAGCCAACGCCGCCGUCCAGGUUAACACGCUGUCCCAGCGGAAACUCCGGCAGGCGCAGCAGAUGCAGAGGGAAACCUCCAUCACGGCCAAGGAUGCCUACAUCAUGGAACUGCAGACGGCCAUCACGGAGUGCCAGAGCAAUCUGGACGAGCUGCAGCGCACGGUGGUGGACAAGACCCGCAAGCCGGGACCCCAGAAGAUCGCCAAGCUGCUGGGCAACGCCCAGUCCUCCACCGAGCUGGUGAAGCAUCUCAGCCAUCUGCUGCUCACCGAGUGCAAGGCGGAUGACCAGGCUGCCGAGGUGGAAACCGUGGCAGAGCUCACGUUGCGCUUCGAUACCCUGCAAUCGCAGUGGAAGGCGCGACAGCAGCACGAUCAAAAUGCAAGCGAGGUCGGCCGGCUAACGUGUCCGCUCUGCACACAGCGAAACUGGCAGCAGAUCGACAACGAUCUGUGGCGCCUCGAGCAGUGGCUGCAGUUCGCCGAGAGCACCCAGAAGGCGCAGUCAGCUCCGCCCUCGAACAUCGAGCUGCUCGAGGAUGUCACGCAGGACCAUCGCGAGUUCCUGCUGGAUCUGGAGAGUCACAAGUCCAUCAUAUCGUCGUUGAAUGUGGUCGGUGACCAUCUGGCCACGCACACCUUGGACACCGAAAAGGCGAGGCAACUGCGAUCGCGUCUGGAGGCGGACAAUGAGCGCUGGAACAAUGUGUGCAUCAAUGCCACCAAAUGGCAGGGUCUGCUGCAGACCGCCCUGAUGGGCAACAGCGAGUUCCACCAGACCAUCGAUGAGCUGGUGGAGUGGCUGCAGCGCACGGAGCAGAACAUCAAGGCCUCCGAGCCCGUCGAUCUCACCGAGGAGCGCUCCGUUCUGGAGGGCAAGUUCAAGAAGUUCAAGGAUCUGCGAGCCGAACUGGAGCGAUGCGAACCUCGGGUGGUCAGCCUGCAGGAUGCCGCCGAUCAGCUGCUCCGCUCCGUCGAGGGCUCCGAGGAGCAGUCCCAGCACACCUACGAGAGAACCCUUUCCAGAUUGACCGAUCUCCGGCUGCGUCUCCAAUCCCUGCGUCGUCUAUCCGGCAUCUACAUCGUCAAACUGGGUGCCGUUCUCGGUUACGAGGGCGACAAUCUCGGGGUGCCACUGCACAUGUUGUCGAGUGAGCUUUUGGAUAAUACUACAUUAUCAACCUCUUCUAUGCAGGCCGCCGCACCCAACACAGAAAAUGCAAACAACACCGAUGGCGGCGAUGCUGUCGAUGGCGAUGUCAUCAAUACCACGGUUCUGGCACGCGGUGCACGGUUCCUAGGCCGCGUUGCACGUGCCUCGCUGCCCAUUCAGGCGCUCAUGCUGCUGCUGCUAGGUGUGGCCACUCUGGUGCCCCACGGUGAGGACUACACCUGUAUGUUCUCCAACACCUUCGCCCGCAGCCUGGAGCCCAUGUUGUCGUAUCCCCACGGACCGCCACCCACGUAAGGCUGUCGAGUUGCAAUUGGAUUAGUGCAAUGCAACGAUGAUCUAAAACAAAGUCAAAGAAAAACCCCUUACCAACCCCAACAUAAGUCCUAAGAAAAACCUAAAAAACCGCACCCAGAGCGCAGUUUUAGAUGCCUUUUGUAAGCUAAAUUUCAAGUAAGAAAAAAUUUGAACAAAAAAAUGUUGAGUAACGAAAUGGAAGAGUUGUACAUUUGUGUAGUUUAUCACAUUUUGUAAUUGUAUGUAAUUUUAUAGUCAUUCGAUAGCUAGAGGCAUUAAUAAAUCAAACUAUUUGUAUAUAACCUACUGAACAGGACAGAACAGACUCGACAAGCCGAACAUGAAACACUGAAAGAAUUGAAAAAAAAUAAAAAUGAAUAAUGCUUGAACUAACUAUUCAAACUAACGACAAGUAACGAAAAAGAACCUUUUGUAAAACGAUAUAUACAUUAUACAUAUAUAUUUGCACAGCAAACAAUUUAUAUAUUCAUAUAUACCCACGUAUAUGAUCCCAAGAAAACUAUAGAGAACCCAAACAUUUUGUAUAUAAAAAUAUCUAAGCUAAAACGAAAUCAAAAUACGCACACGAACAUUAAACUCAUCACCGCACGUUUUCCCAUUCAGAGAGCAGCUCCUGGGCAGCGCGAAAUUGCGAUCAGUAUCCUGUGAAUUUCGUGGAACAUUUUCGCAGGACACGAUCGCAAGUUCGCGCUGCCAGCGAUGGCCUAGAAAAGCAAACGAAUCCCAAGACAAAUCAUGACCCACAUAGACCAAUCGCCUGGAGAUCUGCCUGGUGACCCAUGUCCCCAGUUUGCGGCGCGUCCUUCUCCCAAACUCAGGGCGAUGCUGUCAACCGGGGGCAUUGGCCUCCAUUUGGACUCCGGCUCCUGAAGCCCCCCUGUCAAAGGAUCAUUCUGCCCAAGGCCAAGAUCUCUCCCACGGCCAAGGGUUAGAUGAUAGGAUAACAGCCAGUGCGCCAGCCACAGGACACUGUGUUCGCAUCCAAUCCUUGAACCCCAUCACGUCACUGGGGGCUAGACAUUUCAAGCAUUCCUGAUACUCAUUUCCAAAUUUCCAAUAGACUUUGACCAUCGAAAACGACUCUCUCUUGACAAAACAAAAAAAUGGAAAACGUGCGCGCCACGAGCAUUGAACAAAACGAAGCAAGUGUCCUAUGCCGGUGCUAAGCCAACCUACAAAUUUUCUGUAUAAAGAAAAUGUGUAAAAUGCGUAUACAAAAUGAAAAAGAAACUCAUGAAAGAAGAGAUUAAUUCUUUGCAUAAAAA